AUGGAAAGAAGAUGGUCUUUCCUCUUGGCAGUCCUUGCCCUAGUUUUCAUUUCCAUGGAAGCUACCAAUGCGCAAGGCAACAGCAAGAAGAAGGCACCGUACGAUGCUGCUUCAACGCAUUACGAUGUUUUGGCACCGAGCAGUAGCGGACGAGAAAGAGUUUAUUGCCAAGCGAGAGGAGCCUGUAAUGGAAAGGUACUCACAUGUCCCAAACAAUGCCCUCAAAGGAAGCCCAAGAAGAAUAAGAAGGUCAAAGGAUGCUUCUUUGAUUGCAGCAGCAAAUGUGAUGUCACCUGCAAAUGGAGAAAGCCGAACUGUAAUGGAUACGGGUCUCUAUGUUAUGAUCCGAGGUUUGUUGGUGGUGAUGGAGUUAUGUUCUACUUCCAUGGAGCCAAGGGAGGAAACUUCGCCAUUGUAUCGGACGAUAACCUCCAAAUCAAUGCACAUUUCAUCGGAACUCGACCGGAAGGACGUACACGAGACUAUACGUGGGUGCAAGCCCUUGCCAUCAUGUUCGACAAAUACACUCUAGUCCUCGCCACAAAGAGGGUGUCUAAAUGGGAUGAAAGCUUCGAUGCUCUCACCGUACGAUGGGACGGCGAAGACGUAAACCUACCUACCGAAGGAGACGCCGAAUGGAGGACUAAUUCCGAAGAAAGGGAGGUCAUAGUCGAAAGGACCGACAAAACCAACGGCGUUAAAGUCACGGUUGCGGGGCUGGCGGAGUUGAACGUAAGAGUUAGAGCCAUAGGUGAACAUGAGAACAAGGUUCACAAUUACCAGUUGCCACCUGAUGAUGCCUUUGCACAUUUGGAAACACAGUUCAAGUUCACCCAACUGAGCCCUCUAGUGGAAGGAGUGUUAGGAAAGACUUAUCGGCCGGACUACGUUAGCACCGUGAAACGAGGCGUGCCGAUGCCGAUGAUGGGCGGUGAAGACAAAUACGUGACACAAUCGCUAUAUUCGCCUCUCUGCAGUGCUUGCAGGUUUAAAGGACAAGCCGGUUCAGCUUCAAUAUAAGGAUAAGCUCAAUGUAUACUGAUUUAAAAAAAAAAAGGCAUACAUGCAAUGUAUGUAUAUUUUGUUUCCUUUGUGAUUGAAAUUGUAACGUUAAUAAGGGCUAGGAUUUUGCCCAUGAUAUUAUCAUUUAUUU
Molecule: messenger RNA, 1153 nt
Organism: Hibiscus syriacus
Lineage: Eukaryota; Viridiplantae; Streptophyta; Magnoliopsida; Malvales; Malvaceae
Exons: 2
Coding region: 1-1020 (339 amino acids)
Source: RefSeq, a predicted model, not a curated record